AUGGGAAGCGGAUGUUCAACCGAAAGCUCAACGGAUGUGCGUUGCAGUUUCGUUGGAUUAAUGGAUGAAAAAAAGGAAUCCUGGAGGGGGCGACUUCUUGGAGACAUUGGAAAGGAUCCCACAGGUGUCACGCGAGACUUCCCCAGAACGCAAGUAUAUGUGGCAGCCCCAAACAGAAAUAAUUACUAUCGGGAAAAGCAGGACCAUGUGAGUGUAUUGGUGCUGAAAGAUAAGGAAGACGAAAGCAAGUAUUUUUCGGACAGAAAUGAGCGCGUUCGCGAAUCCCUGGAGUUACUUGUAGAGUUGUGUGGGGAAGACUCAAGCGUCAUAAAGUCUGAAUGGGAAAAGCAGCAAAAAGACAUCCCUGACUCAUCAUCGCUUCUCAUGACUGUGCUGCUUGAAAGUGGCAUGAUGCGUGCCACUGAAGCAAAUACCGAAAAUGGUGGCGCGGGCGGCGAGACGGAUGCGGUCACAAAUAUCCAAAACGGCGGUGGCGGAUAUGCACCCAAAUACACAGUUCACAGCAAAGCGUUGCGCUUGAUGCAAUACAUGGUGCAGUCUGUUGCUUUCUUUUCAACACAGCAUGUUACUGAUGCGCUCCGUUUCUCAUGGUGCAAACAUAUGCAAGAUGUUUCAUGGGCAGUUUAUGUCUAUACCGAGGGAGGUGCGUGUGGAAAGGAGAGAAACAGCAGUGAUGAAAUUUUAGUUUUGCGACAUAUGCACACUCUCCGUCACUACGUUGGGCAGAGUGAGCGAAGCACGCAUCCCCGUUUUGAGGUUGAUUGGGCUUGUACGUUUCAUAUAGAUCUUAAACGUCUUCUCGAUGCUAACAACACUGCGGCGAAGGAAGCCACAUUCGCCCCUGAAGGGGAAGUGCAGCGUAUAGAUGGUGAGUUACUUGCGGCUCGAAUCGAGUCACCCAACCGUAAACUUUGUCGCAUUACCUCUACGUGGAAAAAGCGCAGAAGUGAGCUUGAGGGGCGGCUCAUGGAAUGUUUCGGUGUUGAACUUACAAAAGUUGAUGUGCUUGAUGAAAAUGGGCCGCUCUCUGCUUUGAACAGUGGCGGGUAG
Messenger RNA from Trypanosoma brucei brucei TREU927, 1071 nucleotides. RefSeq lists its product as hypothetical. Bases 1 to 1071 code for a protein of 356 amino acids. NCBI's taxonomy places the organism in Eukaryota, Euglenozoa, Kinetoplastea, Trypanosomatida, Trypanosomatidae. The record is from RefSeq and is a predicted model, not a curated record. The transcript has a single exon.